Gaeumannomyces tritici R3-111a-1 is the source of this 448-nucleotide messenger RNA. RefSeq lists its product as hypothetical. The record is from RefSeq and is a predicted model, not a curated record. Lineage: Eukaryota; Fungi; Ascomycota; Sordariomycetes; Magnaporthales; Magnaporthaceae. The transcript has 3 exons. The coding region runs from base 59 to 448 and encodes 129 amino acids.
UCGAUUUUUUUUUCGGUCUUUCCGACCGUCCUUCCAUUUCAGCAGAGUCCAAUCCGUCAUGGCAGAUCGACCCCGGUCAGAGAUCGUUCGAGAUAAUCCUAUUGGAAACGGCCUUGCUACCUUCUACGCAUUAUUCGCAUCGAUCUGCGACGAGAAGCAGGUGCCGCGCACUCCUGACGCGUUGGAUUUCCAAACCAUUGUCAUCGCCCUCCUCUCGGCGCUACAGAUCCUUCCCGCCUCUCGUUUGCUUCGCUCCGGCGGCACAGGCAAAAAUGUCCUCGCUGACAUUGCAAGACUCAACUUGGCCGUUGCUUCCGACGACUUCGACCUCGACCGUAUCAAGCCCCUGCUGCGUGCGGCCCUCGCCGGUGAUCCAAACGAUGCCCUGAUCUGGGAUCAAUUUCGCCAACUCCUCGGAAUACCGCCAAGAUGUGGACAGGGUCCUUAG